AUGAAUGAGCUCUUUGAUACUUUCGCCAAAGCUCAUGCGGCUCACAAUGGCUACAUGAUCGCUCAGACACUGUCACCUGUGCCUCCCGCCAACCAACCACAUAUGUUGAGCUCCGUCUGGCAGAGUGCCAACCACCAAAAUGUUCAAGGGACCAUUAAACACUUUAUUAAGAAAAGUGCAAGCGCAUCUUAUCACAGCAGCUUAGAUAAUACCGAGCUGAAUGGCUGGGUUGAGGUGUACACGGCCUACUGGAAGGCUAUUGGUGAGAUUUUGGCUGGCGAAAGUGGCAAGUCUUCCUGGACCAAGGUCUAUGAUGCUUGGAAGGAUCUGACUUCUAUGCUCAUUCGGGGAUACAAUAACCAUGGAUUUCAAGCUUGGACAAUACCGAGCCUUUACAUGGUUGGUAAGUAUCUGAGGCUCUUUGCUAUUAAAUCAGACGAAGAGCGCAGUCGGAAUUCGAGCCGCUCUCAAGCUGGUACAACCAUCAUACAGGAUGAUUUCGAUGCCGAUGCCGACAAACAAAGUCAGCUUAGGGACUGCGAGCAGCAUCUAAAGCGAAUCUUCACACUGUGUUUGACCGACAGAGCACCCUUAGAAGAAUCAAGAAAAUGGGGCAUUUACUUCGUGAUCAACAUACUCUUCAAGACAUAUUUCAAGCUUAAUUCAGCCUCACUCUCUCGCACAAUCCUCACCAGUCUCAAAGCGUUCAAUGACCGGGGUGACAUGCCUCCAUUGGAGUCAUUCCCAAAAUCCCAGCGGGUCACUUUUAAAUACUACGAGGGUGUGUUGUUCUUCUUGGAAGAGAACUAUGUCGAGGCCAAUAAGCAUCUCACAGAGGCCUGGCUUCUUUGCCCUCGAAGCUCUAAGGCAAAUAUCGAGCGAAUCUUGAUAUAUCUAAUCCCCUGUCGGCUGCUAACGAGUCACGUUCUGCCAACUAAAAAGCUUCUUGAACCAUACCCCCGGCUGCAAGAGCUAUUCUUACCUAUCGCACAAUGUAUAAGACGAGGGGAUUUACGGUCAUUUGACCUGGCGCUUCAGAAAGGAGAGGACGAGUUUGUCAAACGGCGCAUAUACUUGACCUUGGAGCGCGGGCGUGACAUUGCUCUGCGCAACCUCCUGCGCAAGGUGUUUGUUAAUGGAGGGUUCGAAGAGCCCAAAGAGGGAAACGCAGCACCAGUGAGGCGCACCCGUGUGCCUCUAGCCGAGUUCCAAACUGCCAUCAGCAUGGGCAGCGGCGGCGAGACAGUCGACCCCGAUGAGGUUGAGUGUUUGCUGGCCAACAUGAUCUAUAAGGAUCUUAUGAAGGGCUAUAUCGCGCGGGAACGAGGGAUCAUCGUAUUAUCAAAGAAGGGUGCCUUUCCCGGCACUGGAGUAUGA
Messenger RNA from Clonostachys rhizophaga, 1377 nucleotides. The record is from the annotation of a GenBank genome assembly. NCBI's taxonomy places the organism in Eukaryota, Fungi, Ascomycota, Sordariomycetes, Hypocreales, Bionectriaceae.